This is a messenger RNA of Schistosoma margrebowiei, 1768 nucleotides long. NCBI's taxonomy places the organism in Eukaryota, Metazoa, Platyhelminthes, Trematoda, Strigeidida, Schistosomatidae. The record is from the annotation of a GenBank genome assembly.
GUUGUGGUGACAAACGUAUAGAAUCAAAUGAAAUAGGUGUGAAUAUAUAGCUCAUAUAGUAGUGCAUUCAGGUGUAUUAUUAUGUGAAGAUAUUUCGAAUUUAGAUUAAAUUCCAGCUAUAUUGUCAAAGCUCUUCAAUACUCAUUAACCAUCUUCCGAAUUCCAGCUAGUCCAUCUGUAGUUUGGUCUAUCACAAACCAGUGGAUAGUUAAUGGAUCGAUGACGUGUUUUAAUUUGAUGUUGGAGUUUGCGUUUAACUGUAGUAAGCAUGAAACCUCGGAGUGGGUAUUGUUUUGAACUUUUUCAGAUUUAUUAAAAUCUUUUUGAAAUAAUGCUCAUUACCCUAUUGCUAACGUUUACUCAAAAAUAAUACAUGACCGUUUCUUCAUAGCACUGUUUAUUCAUUAUUUUUCUUCACAUCAUUGCUUUUUGUACGCAAGUCUGUCAUCUGUUAUAGUUUUUUUUAAAACUUUUACUGUUUUAGGUAUAAUUAAAACAUGAGUUUAUUAAAAAAUGUUCAUCAUGUUCGAUUCGGUACCAAAAGUUUAUGGCAGACUUGUAAAACACUAAUAAAAGGUUUCGGUUUCACGCUCCACUGUUUGUUCAAAUGCGGUUCAGAAAUAAAUCUAGUGCUAAAAAGUAAUCAAUCGGUAAUAAUGCUUAGCGAAAUCCAAACAUUGUCCAGUGUUCAUCACCCAUUUAAGUACCAUUCAGAAAUCAGUAACUGGUGUACAAAACGUGAUGGACCAUUUGACAUUGCUUUAGAAGUAGUUGACGUGUAUGAAGUUUGUGAAAGGGUUUCCCGAUUUUCUGGGUGUGAUAACAUUAUUUUGGAACCUACUACUUAUACUGAUUAUGAUGGGAAAAUCGUUUUAGGAGUAAUCAAGUCAUGUGUUGGGGAUUUGCUUCAUACGAUUAUUGACUCGUCACAGUAUAAAGGAUUGUUUUUGCCUGGAUACACAUCGGGACAGAGUGCAAAUGAUGACUUGAAGGAAGUACUAAAUAACAAUGGAUCGAAUCCCAAUUCUUUUGUGAAAUAUACUGACCAUAUAGCAAUCGCUGGGGGUAUUGGAGAUUCAGAUACUUUUAUGAAUUGGUAUAAAACAGUAUUUGGAAUGAAACGCAUAUUCAUUAAUAUACAGGAAGAUGAAUCCCAAGGGUUUAUAGUAAAGUUCAAAAAUACUGGAAUGAUGUUGAAGGCAGUUUGUCAUAGAGAUCCAACUUCGAAUUCUGAUUAUCGUAAUGCAUGCAAAUUUGUCUUUGUUGAGCCCACCAAAGAUUCAGAACCUAAUCAAGUGACUCGAUUUCUACAAGCGAAUUCAGGUCCAGGCUUACAACACAUGGGACUCGCCAUUGAUAACAUUAUAGAUGUAGCAGCUAUCUGUCAUCAAAAUGGUAUAAAAUUUAUCACUGCUCCAGACGUCUAUUAUGAGGCUUUAUCCCAGCGUAUCAACUUGAAAGAAUUUUCUUUGGAUUUAGAAAAACUUAAAGCAACUGGCAUACUUGUGGAUAAAGAAUUAAACAAUGAAGGUUAUCAAAUAGGCCUAUACAAUUUACCAUAAUUUUGAAGUUGAUGUGAACAGAGAAACAAGAAGCCUUAACAAACAACGGAAGCUAAUUUUGAAAGUCUACUACAGAUAUUUACUGAACCAUUGUUUCAGAAAGAUGGGUUUUUCAUGGAAUUAAUUGAACGUCGUAAUCAAUCAACUGGUUUCGGUGAAAAUAAUAUCAAUGCUUUAUGGGAAGCAUUGGAAAUAUCACAAACAUU